This is a messenger RNA of Gasterosteus aculeatus aculeatus (three-spined stickleback), 2120 nucleotides long. RefSeq names its product acidic (leucine-rich) nuclear phosphoprotein 32 family, member B (gene anp32b). The record is from RefSeq and is a predicted model, not a curated record. Lineage: Eukaryota; Metazoa; Chordata; Actinopteri; Perciformes; Gasterosteidae. Gene Ontology annotation, biological process: regulation of apoptotic process. Gene Ontology annotation, molecular function: histone binding. Gene Ontology annotation, cellular component: nucleus.
CAUGUUUUUGCUGCUAGCAUAAACUGCUAAAAUGGGGCGCUUCUAACAGAGGGGUUACAAAUGCUCGUUACGACUCCGCGGCGGGUUGUUCUGUUACAUGUAAAACGAGACAUCGGCGAUCACGAGUUACGUCUUGAAAUCGCCGUACGGCGGCAUCGAAUGGACGGAUUCAGCAGCGACAACAAAAAACAGUCAUCCGUUCCUCGAUCGCUAAACAUUCAACCACUGAUGACCAAAGCCAGCUCAUAUUUACAGGAAUGGAUGUUAACGUAGAUUGUUAAAAAAAACAACACAUUUUAAGCUGUUGAUUCGUAAGCUCCCGUCGGCAGCGUGCAGCUGUUUAUGCCCCAAAUAGCUUACAGACUUGUAUGGCUCCUACGUUUCCGUUAGCCUUUAAUCUCCCUGCGUACAAUAUUGCACUUAUUUCACGAAGUCUGGCGACAGACGUUUAGCUUAAGUAUUUAUUUUCCCGCCACAUCACCGCCACUGUACAAAGACAACACUAAUACAAUCAGUUAAAACGUCAAAAUUCGACGGUUCUUUCGCCCGGUGACUGUAAGCGGAUCUAAACUUGUUGUUGGUUUGCAACCAAAGCGGAUCAAUGUGUUUCCCGGUGGUUUUAUUAACCGAGGCAGCGGUGACACGGGGAUCCAGUGCGCCCCGCUUCACGCGUGGGCAGCCCACACGCUCGACGGUCGUCAUGUCCUCUCGACUCAUGCAUAACAUAAAAAAAUAAACUGAUUUAAACACGGUAAAAAAUAACGUAGGUAACGUGUAAGCAACGACCAUUACACUUUAAAAGCAGUGGCUUUUGCCAUUAGUGUUCGGAGAACUGCAUACUGUGUUUCAGGAAUCGCCAUGUUGUCAUUCUGUCGUCUUUGAAGCUCUGGGAGAAAGGAACCGUCUCCAUCUUUGUUUUUUUUUUCCUCACUAAAUUUCCGUUCUCAGUAUAUUUCCAUCGACCUGAAAACGACGUUGUAACUUGUAACAAACUCGCCAUUUAUCGGCCGUCCGCUCGACGACAGGGAAUACUCCACUUCCCAAAUGAAAGCUGGUUUAACGGCAGGGGGGUAAAAAGAAAAUCUGUGCUAAGGGUGUAUUCGCAAUCCUUUCCGUUGCUGAUGGGUUGGCUAAUGGCGGGCAGACCUCUGGAGCUGCUCCUCGCGCUGCACGGCAGCGUUUAGAAGGGGGGCAACGGCUAGCAUGUAGCGAGCUAACGCGCUAAAGCUAGCGCUCUAAAACCCAUUGCGUUCGUCAUUAGUGACUUUAGCGGCGUGGGUUCACGGGGGGGGAACUACUGCUUUGCUCUUCAUCGUCUCGAUGGUACGAGAACUUGUCCUUGACAAUUGUCGAUCAGUCGAAGGAAAAAUCGAAGGCCUCACAGCCGAGUUUGUCAACCUGGAGUUUCUGAGUUUGAUAAAUGUCGGCUUAAUGUCAGUCUCCAACUUGCCCAAACUAGCAAAACUCAAAAAGCUGGAGUUGAGCGACAACAGAAUCAGCGGCGGCCUCGAUGUUUUAGCAGAAAAACUACCCAACCUCACACAUCUAAACCUGAGUGGCAACAAAUUGAAAGACAUUAGCACAUUGGAACCAUUGAAAAAGCUGGACAAUCUGAAAAGUUUGGACCUGUUCAACUGCGAAGUGACAAACCUGAACGACUACAGAGAGAGCGUGUUCAAGCUGCUGCCACAGCUCACCUACCUGGAUGGAUACGACACGGAGGACCGGGAAGCCUCCGACUCCGACGGAGAGGUGGACGGCGUAGAUGACGACGAAGACGAGGAGGGAGAGGAGGAGGAAGAUGAGGAUGGCGAGGAGGAGGACUUUGAUGAGGAAGAGGAUGACGAGGAAGACGAAGAGGAGGUAGAAGGAGAAGACGACGAUGAGGUCAGCGGAGAAGAUGAGGAGGAAGACUUUGCUCAGGACGGGGAAGUAGAUGAUGAAGAUGAUGAUGAUGAAGAUGAAGAAGAAGCAGAAGCAGAAGCCGGCAAAGGGGAGAAGAGAAAGCGAGACCCUGAGGACGAGGACGACGAUGAGGACGACGAGGACGACGAUUGAGAGCAAAACUGAAUGAGAGCCUACAGAGUUACCCCCCCCCCCCCUUUCAUUUCCCAAAACCG